AUGACCGGGAUCGCUCUUCCAACUCCAUGCCCUACAAGAUGGAAUAGUCUUUUUGACAGUCUAGUGGCCUUCCUUCAAAACUUUAAAAGUCUCGAGGUAGUCAACAAGUUAUUCUCCUCGCUGACACUUCCGCUGUUAACAAAAGAGGAUAUUGAACUACUGAACGAGUAUAUGGAGGUUAUGAAGCCACUCGCAGUUGUUCUAGACAUUUUGCAAGGUGAUAAAGGGGUACUCCUUGGAGUGGGCCUUGUUUUGCCUCUGAUUACCAGAUUGAAGGAUCUACUAAAUCAACGAGUCUACUUACAUCUUGGACCAAUACGUGACCGAGUUCUUGAGAAAGUUGAUAAAAGAUUUGGUAAACUCUUCGAGGAUCCAUGGUACUUAUUGGCAGCAUUGACUCAUCCGUGCUUUAAGGCACACUGGAUCAAAGACCGAAGGAGCCAAGAAGAUGCCAAACUAAAACUCAGACAGCUGAUUCAAGACGCAACAUACUCACCAGUUUUGGAAAAAAGCAAGACAUCUUUAGCCGAAGAGUUUUUGGUGUUUGAUGAUAUCCAUCCUUCCGGAAGACCGGAUGACGAGGUAGAUAGAUUUUUAAAAGAUAAUGACACCUCAGUAGGUAUGCUAGAUAACUAUCCGCAGAUAAAAGCUUUGUUUAUAAAAUAUAACACUGUCAUUCCGACUAGUGCUCCAUUAGAGGAUCUUUUUAGCCUCGCAGCACUAAUUUUAACUAUAAGAAGGAAUAAAUUGUCAGAUUCAAUGUUGGAAAUGUUGAUAUUUUUAAAAAUUGCUUUAAAUUUGUAA
This is a messenger RNA of Daphnia magna, 804 nucleotides long. RefSeq lists its product as uncharacterized. Lineage: Eukaryota; Metazoa; Arthropoda; Branchiopoda; Diplostraca; Daphniidae. The transcript has 3 exons. The coding region runs from base 1 to 804 and encodes 267 amino acids. The record is from RefSeq and is a predicted model, not a curated record.